Molecule: messenger RNA, 4178 nt
Organism: Oenanthe melanoleuca
Lineage: Eukaryota; Metazoa; Chordata; Aves; Passeriformes; Muscicapidae
Gene: ERBB2
Product: erb-b2 receptor tyrosine kinase 2
Exons: 27
Coding region: 102-3782 (1226 amino acids)
Biological process (GO): positive regulation of cell population proliferation; positive regulation of MAPK cascade; protein phosphorylation
Cellular component (GO): basal plasma membrane; signaling receptor complex
Molecular function (GO): transmembrane receptor protein tyrosine kinase activity; ATP binding
Source: RefSeq, a predicted model, not a curated record
CGCGAGGCGGAGCCCGGGAGCGGCGGGAGGCGGCGGCUCCGGCUCCGCAAACUUUCCCGGAGCGGCGGCGGGGCCAUGGGCCGCGGCCCGCGCUGAGCACCAUGAUCGCGGCCGGGGGCUGCCUCGGCGCCGGGCUGCUGCUGCUGGCCGCCCUCUGCCCCCCCGCCGCCGCGGAAGUCUGCACCGGCACCGACAUGAAGCUGCUGCGCCCCUCUAGCCCCGAGAGCCACUACGAGACCCUGCGGCACCUCUACCAGGGCUGCCAGGUGGUCCAGGGCAACCUGGAGCUCACCUACCUGUCCGCCGACGCCGACACCUCCUUCCUCAAGGACAUCAAGGAGGUGCAGGGCUACGUGCUGAUCGCGGAGAACCAAGUGAGCGGGCUGGAGCUGCAGAGCCUGCGCAUCAUCCGCGGCACGCAGCUCUUCCAGGAGCGCUUCGCCCUGGCCGUGGUGGGCAACGCCGGCCCCGCUCCGGGGGCUCCGGGGCUGCGCCAGCUCGGCAUGAGGCACCUCACAGAGAUCCUGAAGGGAGGCGUGCUCAUCGAGAGGAACCCCGAGCUCUGCUUCCAGGAGACCAUCAUGUGGAGCGACAUCUUCCACCGGCACAACGAGUUCCGAGGCGAGGUCCAGGUGGAGACCGCCCGCACCCGCAGCUGUCCUGACUGCCGGGCGUUCUGCCCUGAGGGGCACUGCUGGGGCGAGAGCAAAUGGGACUGCCAGACAUUGACCAACAGCAUCUGCCACGGUUGCCCACGCUGCAAGGGCACGAAGCCCACGGACUGUUGCCACGAGCAGUGCGCCGCCGGCUGCACCGGCCCCAAGCACUCCGACUGCCUGGCGUGCCUGAACUUCAACCGGAGCGGGAUCUGCGAGCUGCACUGCCCCCCGCUCGUCGUCUACAACUCGGACACCUUCGAGUCGAUGCCCAACCCUGACGGGCGCUACACCUUUGGUGCCAGCUGUGUCAGCCAGUGUCCCUACAACUACCUCGCCACGGAGGUGGGGUCCUGCACCCUGGUGUGCCCCCAGAACAGCCAGGAGGUCACAGUCAACAACGUCCAGAAGUGUGAGAAGUGCAGCAAGCCCUGCCCUGAGGUGUGCUACGGGCUGGGAGUGGAUUUCCUGAAGGGCGUCCGUGCUGUGAACGCCUCCAACAUCCAGCACUUCUCCGGCUGCACCAAGAUUUUUGGGAGCCUGGCCUUUCUGCCUGAGACCUUCACUGGGGACCCCAGCACCAACACCCCGCCCCUGGACCCCAAACUGCUGCGGAUCUUCGAGAGCCUGGAGGAGCUGACAGGCUUCCUCUACAUCGCUGCCUGGCCGCCCGACAUGAAGGACCUGGGGGUCUUCCAAAACCUGCGGGUGAUCCGGGGCCGAGUGCUGCACAACGGCGCCUACUCGCUGACGCUGCAGGAGCUGGAGGUGCAGGCGCUGGGGCUCCGGGCCCUGCAGGAGAUCAGCAGUGGGAUGGUGCUCGUGCACCACAACCCCCAGCUCUGCUUCCUCCAGAAGGUGCCCUGGCACAGCAUCUUCCGCAACCCCCGCCAGCGCCUCUUCCAGACACACAACAAACGCCCCGAGCAGUGCGAGAGCGAGGGGCUGGUUUGCUUCCACCUCUGUGCCCAGGGGCACUGCUGGGGCCCCGGCCCCACCCAGUGCGUGGCCUGCGAGCGGUUCCUGCGCGGCCAGGAGUGCGUGGCCUCCUGCAACCUGCUGGAUGGAGCCGUCCGGGAACACGCCAACGGGACGCGGUGCCUGCCGUGCCACCCCGAGUGCCAGCCCCAGAACGGCACCGAGACCUGCUUCGGAUCGGAUGCAGACCAGUGCGUGGCCUGUGCCCACUACAAGGACGCCCAGCAGUGUGUGCGGCGCUGCCCCAGCGGCGUCAAGGCCGACGCCUCCUUUGUGCCCGUCUGGAAAUACCCCGAUGAAUUCGGCGUGUGCCAGCUCUGCCCCACCAACUGCACCCACUCGUGCACGAUCCGGGAUGAGGACGGAUGUCCCGUGGACCAGAAGCCAAGCCAGGUGACAUCCAUCAUCGCUGGUGUGGUGGGGGCUCUGCUGGUCAUCGUCCUGCUCCUCAUCACCGUCAUCUGCGUCAAGCGCCGGCGGCAGCAGGAGCGCAAGCACACGAUGCGGCGGCUGCUGCAGGAGACCGAGCUGGUGGAGCCACUGACGCCCAGUGGGGCCCUUCCCAACCAAGCCCAGAUGAGGAUCCUCAAGGAGACGGAGCUCAAGAAAGUGAAAGUUUUGGGUUCUGGUGCUUUUGGCACCGUUUAUAAGGGCAUCUGGAUCCCCGAUGGCGAGAGCGUGAAGAUCCCGGUGGCCAUCAAAGUCUUGCGGGAGAACACAUCGCCCAAAGCCAACAAGGAGAUCCUGGAUGAGGCCUAUGUGAUGGCAGGGGUGGGCAGCCCCUACGUGUCCCGGCUGCUGGGCAUCUGCCUGACGUCCACGGUGCAGCUGGUGACGCAGCUGAUGCCCUACGGCUGCCUCCUGGACUACGUGCGGGAGAACAAGGACCACAUCGGCUCCCAGGACCUGCUCAACUGGUGUGUGCAGAUCGCCAAGGGGAUGAGUUACCUGGAGGAGGUGAGACUGGUGCACCGGGACUUGGCCGCUCGCAACGUCCUUGUCAAGAGCCCCAACCACGUCAAGAUCACCGACUUUGGGCUGGCCCGGCUGCUGGACAUCGAUGAGACUGAGUACCACGCUGAUGGUGGCAAGGUCCCCAUCAAGUGGAUGGCGCUGGAGUCCAUCCUCCGCCGGCGCUUCACGCACCAGAGCGACGUCUGGAGUUACGGUGUCACCGUGUGGGAGCUGAUGACAUUUGGGGCAAAGCCGUACGACGGGAUCCCUGCCCGGGAGAUCCCAGACCUGCUGGAGAAGGGCGAGCGGCUGCCGCAGCCGCCCAUCUGCACCAUCGACGUCUACAUGAUCAUGGUGAAAUGCUGGAUGAUUGACUCCGAGUGCCGGCCCAAGUUCCGCGAGCUGGUCACCGAGUUCUCCCGCAUGGCUCGCGACCCCCAGCGCUUCGUGGUCAUCCAGAAUGACCUGGUGGGGCUGCCUGGCUCCAUGGACAGCACCUUCUACCGGGCACUGCUGGAUGAGGAGGACAUGGACGACCUGGUGGAUGCUGAGGAGUACCUGGUGCCUCACCACGGCUUCUUCAGCACCGACACCUCCACCACCUACCGCAGCCGCAUCUCCUCCAUGCGGAGCACGGCAGAGUCUCCAGCCAAGGUGGAAGAGGGCGAGGGCUUGGCCUCCUUCCCCUUUCCCGCCCAGGGCCUGGCGGAGGGAGCAGAGGGCCCUGUCCCAGAGGUGCCAGAUGGGGACAAGGUGGCCCUGCAUGGGGAGCCUGGGACUCUGCCCAGGUACAGCGAGGAUCCCACCGGGCUGGUGGCCAAGGAUGGAGAGGACCCUGAUGGCUUCACAGUGCCAGCCCCCCACUGCACCAUGCCAGAGUACGUGAACCAGGCUGAGGAACGUUCUCCCCACACUCCCCCAUCCCCGCUGGACAAGCCCAAGGGGCACCAAGGGAAGAAUGGGCUCAUCAAGGACCCCAAGAACUCCUUCUCCUUCGGCCACGCCGUGGAGAACCCCGAGUACCUGGCACCCCACAGCCCCCCUGGGCCCUUCAGCCAGGCCUUUGACAACCCCUACUACUGGAACCAGGACUCCAGCAAGGCUGGUGGCCCCGAUGGUGGCCCUGGCACGACGCCCACGGCCGAGAACCCCGAGUACCUGGGCCUGGCCGGCCCCGACGCCACGGCCGUGUAGGAGAGACCCCCCAACUUCACCAAGGCAGCUCAGGGAGGGAUGAGCCACGAGGGAUGGCUGGGGGUCCAUCCCCUCUGCCCAGGGGUGGCACUGGCCACGCAGGACGCUGUGGGACAGAGCAGCAGCAAAGACUGGAGACAGAGAGGGGUCACCCCUGGUGGCACUGGGGACCCACGAGCUGGGCGGUGCCUGGAGCAGCCCAGGGAGCUCAGACCCAGCACAGCCUGGAGAAGGACAGACCCUCUGCCAUCCCCCCAUUGCAGGGCUGUCCCAGUGCCUGGGACACGUGGACUUGCACUGAGGGCAGCUGGACUGAGAGCAGUCCCGGCUGCUCUGGGAUCCUUUGGAAGCACCGGGAUGUAUAUUUGAUAACUGUACAUUGGUUGUUUUUUCUAC